Messenger RNA from Symbiodinium natans, 4491 nucleotides. The record is from the annotation of a GenBank genome assembly. Lineage: Eukaryota; Dinophyceae; Suessiales; Symbiodiniaceae.
AUGGGCUGUGCGAGCGAAUGCAGGGCAAUUGAUGAAGUGGAGGAGGAGCUGGAAGCGAGUGACGACACGGAUGCGCAGAUGGAGCAUGACACAAAUUAUGAGUGCGUCGGCUGCUUCGCCGCAGGAGAUGAAGCGCCCCCUUCGGAAGAUGGAGCUGAUGAGACUUGCAUCGACUGGCGGCAGGACUCGCCCUGCCGUGGCGGCAUGCCGUUCUUCCGCAUGCGCUCCAAUGAGCUCACAGCAUCCUUGUGCUUCGAGUUCUGCAUCAGUCAGGGCUUAGACCUGUUUGCGUUGGUGCAAGAUGAAUGUCGAUGUGGGGCAAGUCUACUGAACACAGCUGUCUGGGGAGCAUCUCCCCGGCCUGGACUCACCUUGCCAGCCCCUCUGGGUGAUUGCGUGAUGGGAGAUUCUUGCCCAAUGCGCGUUUAUCGUUGGCUGGGCCCUUUUGAAAGUGGUGGCUCGGUCCGUGCGGGACUUCUCAAGCCGAAUGCAGCCGCAACCGCCUACGUUGAUUCGGUUGUUGCCGGCAAGCGACUGACACCGGCGCAAGAGGAAGACGGCAUACCGCUUGAUGAAGGAGACGCAGCCAAGGCCGCCCUCUUGCAAGACGAAGUGGCCAGUGAGACUUCCAACCCCAUGUGGGAGAGGCUUUGCAAUGACAGUCCAGGCUGCCAAGCUGGCCGGCCGUGGAUCGAGCGUACCAGCCAGGCGCCGGAGGGCAUGGUCCCGCAGUGGGAGGAGUAUGUGGUCGUUCGGUACAAGUUCGACACUGAUGUCGACGACACACGGAAGGAGGCUUUCCGGGCAGCAGCGGCCGACUGGCGCACGCACACAUGCGUUGCGGUGAUUGAGGAUGAUGCUGCCGUCUCUCCCUACUAUCUCAUUGGCAUCUACGACACCGGAAGCUGCUGGUCCAACUUGGGUAGGCCCUACAGCUAUGGCAGGAUCAACUUAGGAUGGUGCAAGAACAUGAACCACAGGGGCAGCAUGGUUCAUGAAAUUGGCCACUGCUUGGGUCUGAAUCACGAGCAGAAGCGGGCGGAUGCGCAAGCGGAGUACUAUGGAAAGGGUCCUGCUUUGCAGAUGUACUGGGAGAACGUGGACAGCCGAUGGGUGUCUCAAUAUCUUCCGUCUGAGAAGACGUACAUCGGAUCAGCGGACGAUGGCGGGGCUGAUCCACAGAUUGGCCAUGCGGCGUACGACUAUGAAAGCAUCAUGCACUAUUACCGUCAGAGAAGCAGCAACCGCACAAUUGCGAAUGGCUACUACUUCGAUGCGAUUCCCACAUCAAACAACAAACUCGUGGGAAAUCGAGAUCACUUGUCCGAGGGUGACAUCAAGCAAGUAUUGGACGCCUAUCGAUGCCGGCUGAUCGGCGGCACCACUGGAACGACCACGACGACGACGACCACGACCACGACCACGACGACCACGACGACCACCACCACAACUCGCGAGCCGCCACCUCCAGUAUCCGGCCCCUUUCUGGAGGUUGGGGAGAUCACUGUCACAGGUCAGGAUGGCUGGCAGGUCUUCCACUUGCGCAGUCAGUUCGAGCAGCCGCCGGUGAUUGUUGUUCUCCCGACGGGACAGGCUGUACCGGCGAAUGUUCGCAUCCGUGGUGUCACUGCAGCCAGCUUCGAGGCGCUGGUUGCCGUCCCCCCCGGCCAAUCUGGCAAUCACUCGGGCAUGACUGUGGCAUACAUGGCGGCGGCAGCGGGUGUGCACCAGCUUCCGGAUGGUCGAAGGUUCGAGGCAGGGCGAGUGCAAACCGUGGCCCGCCAGGCGUCCAGUAACUGCAAGGCUUCCGGGCUCUCAACAAGCUGGUCGAGCCUGCUGUUCUGGAACUUGUAUGGGGCGCCCCCUGCUUUGCUGCUGACAUUGCAGACUGCCAACAACGAGGCAGGAAAUGUGCCAAUGACUUUCUCCACACCUUGGAUGACAGUGGCCGCCUCCUCAUUGUCGGUAUCGUCCGCCGACAUCGCAUUGGAGUCGGGAGAGACAUCGAAUGUCGGAACCAUCACAGUGGCAGAGGAGGUCGGGUACCUUGCCAUGGAGGUCGGUCACGGAAGCAUUCAGGUUGCGUCCCAGCAGGUGCUUUAUAGUGCGCUGGUGACAGGAGAGGUGGUCAAGGGCCUGGAUGACGGAAUCACGCAGGUGCCCUUGCAGACAGAUCUCCAGACAGUGUCUCCUCUAGUCCUGGGGAGUCAAGUGUCACGCGUGGGGUCGGAUGGUGGAUUUCUUCGAGUGUCGUCAGUGGCAAGUUCUACAGUUGCAGCCUUCAUUGAUGAAGACACGUACUGCGAUGAUGAAAGGAAGCAUGCUAGUGAACAAGUUGCCCUGAUCGCGUGGUCCGGUAGCCUUGCGCUGCCCGCCACCGCCACUACCGCCACUACCACUACUACCACCACUACCACCACCACCACCACCACCACCACCACCACCACCACCACCACCACCACCACCACCACCACCACCACCACCACCACCACGACCACCACAACGACCACCACAACCACCACCACAACGACCACCACGACCACCACAACGACCACCACAACGACUGUGAUGACAACCACGACCACACAGGCCCCAGGCUCAUCGACCACCAAUGCAGCCGGCUCCGCGUUCCUCGAAGUUGGCACGAUCGUUGUGGCAGGUGAAAGUGCUGGAUGGCAGAGCUUUUCCUUCCAGAGCAGAUUUGAGGGUCUGCCUGUGGUCGUGCUGAUGCCCGGGGCGAGCGCUGGUGGAGAGACAAUUCCACUCAGUGUACGGGUCAGAUCCGUGUCUGCCUCGGGCUUCCAGGCUCUCGUUGUGGUUCCACCAGGGCCGACUGACACCCGAACAGACAUGACGGUGUCCUACAUGGCUGUUCUGCCUGGAGUGCAUAUGCUGCCUGAUGGCCGGACAGUUGAAGCUGGGCUGAAGGAGAUUUCAGCCAGGCAAGUGGGCACAAGUUGCCAAGCUCAGGGGGUUAGUGCCGGUUGGGCCAAGAUCGGCUUCCUCUCACCAUUCGCCUCCGUACCAGCAGUCGUAGCAACCCUGCAGAGCGCGAACAACGAGCAAGGGGCUGUGCCGAGAUUCUUCUCCAAGCCCUGGCUAACUUUAGCUUGUGAGGCUCUGUCUGAGACGGAAGUGUCCGUUGCCUUGGAAUCAGCUGAGACAUCGAAGGUUGGAGAUGUCAACGUAACGGAAGAAGUAGGCUAUGUUGCCAUGGAGGCGGGACAGGGCAGCUUUGAUACGGAGCUGGGACCUGUUGCCUACAGUGUUGCAUUGACAAACGCCGUCGUGAAGGGUCUGGACGAGGGAGCGACCGAAGUCAGCCUGUCAGUGGACUUGGGAACCGAUUCACCACUUGUGGUGGGAAGCCAGUCAUCACGCAAUGGCAACAACGGCGGCUGGCUCAGGAUGUCUUCCUCGUCUGGCUCCUCUGUGCACCUCUUUGUAGAUGAGGAUGCUUAUUGUGACUCCGAGCGCUCGCACGUUGGUGAAGCGGCAAGCAUCCUUGCCUGGUCCAAAGCCUUUACAGUGGGGAUGUUUACAACGACCACGACCACAACCACGACAAGGACAUUUGCGGGUACACCAAGCCUUGAGGUUGGCGAAGUGACUGUGCGAAGCGGAGAGUGGAUCAGUGCUUCCUUCAGUGCGGCCUUUGCCGAGCCCCCAAUCGUGGUGCUCGCCCCCUCCGGCGAAACAGAAGGACCCGCAGCUAUCCGCCUGAAAGGGGUCACCACCACCGGUUUUGAGGCCAUCGUUGCUACACCACCAGGCAGCACGCCGAGCCUCCAACUCGCUAUGACGGUGACCUUCGUGGCCAUGCCACCGGGAGUUUCUCAGCUCCCAGGCAGUGGCUUGUGGUUGGAAGCGGGUCGGGAUUCAACUUCGAAGCUCGCGGCCAGUACCAAGUGCAGACCUGCAGGAGGUCUCAGCACUUCAUGGCACAAAGUGAACUUUCAGCAUCCUUUCACGCAGAGACCCGCGUUCUUGGCAACGAUCCAGACCGCCAACAACGAAGCCGGCUUGCCAGCAUCGGACUCCCAGCCGUGGUUUACCGUGGGGGUCAACAGUGUGAACCCUGCAGAUGCCUGGGUGGCUCUGGAGAUGGCAGAAACGUCGCAGCAUGGAGGCCUGAACAUCCAGGACGAAGAGGUUGGUUGGAUCGCCGUCCAGCAAGGUGCCCAUUCCUUCCAAGCUGCUACAGGCCAAAGCGUUCAAUGUGCAUCCGUGUACUCGACAAGAAGUGUGCCUGGCUGGGGCAACGGUGGGGCCACCGUGCCAUUGGGAACCAAUAUUGGAAGUGUCCGGCCCCUGGUGGUUGCGAGCCAGUCCAAAAGGUGGGGAUCCGAUGGGGGAUGGGUGCGGGUCCUACAAUCUACAGCUUCGUCUGUCGACGUAGCCAUCGAUGAGGACGUCAAUUGCGACACCGAGCGACGACACACCAACGAGGAAGUGAGCGUGGUUGCCUUUUCUGGCCAGUGCAUCAUCUGA